Messenger RNA from Schistosoma guineensis, 222 nucleotides. NCBI's taxonomy places the organism in Eukaryota, Metazoa, Platyhelminthes, Trematoda, Strigeidida, Schistosomatidae. The record is from the annotation of a GenBank genome assembly.
AUGCUUAGUGAUACAACAACAACAACAACAACAACAACAACAACAACAACAACAACUACUACUACUACUACUACUACUACUACUACUACUACUACCACUACUACUACCACUACUACUACUACUACUACUACUACUACUACCACUACUACUACUACUACUACUACUACUACUACUACUACUACUGCAAAUAAUAAUAAUAAUAAUUGGAAUAAUAGAUUGUAA